Molecule: messenger RNA, 1878 nt
Organism: Dermacentor andersoni
Lineage: Eukaryota; Metazoa; Arthropoda; Arachnida; Ixodida; Ixodidae
Gene: GatA
Product: glutamyl-tRNA(Gln) amidotransferase subunit A, mitochondrial
Biological process (GO): mitochondrial translation; glutaminyl-tRNAGln biosynthesis via transamidation
Cellular component (GO): glutamyl-tRNA(Gln) amidotransferase complex; mitochondrion
Molecular function (GO): glutaminyl-tRNA synthase (glutamine-hydrolyzing) activity
Source: RefSeq, a predicted model, not a curated record
UUCAACAUCCGUUGCUGCACAUGGCAGGAUACAGCAAAGCGCACUUUCGCUUGUUGGUUGUGCGUUUAUAAUGCUUUCCCUAACUAUUAGAGAGCUUGCCGCGCAUUUUAGGAGCAAAAAAUAUUCACCGUUGGAAGUAUGUUCGGCCUGUCUAAAAGAUAUCAAAGCAACCAGCUAUCUGAACGCCUUUGUAACGGUGUUACCUGAGAAUGCCCAAGAGCAAGCAAAGGAGAGCCACGAACGGUUGGCCAAGAAUGCACCGUUAGGGCCCUUGGAUGGCGUUCCAAUUGCUGUGAAAGACAACUUCUGCAUAUCUGGUGUAAGGACAACAUGUGGAUCGCGAAUGCUCGCCAAUUUUCACCCACCUUACACUGCGACUGUCGUCGAGCGUCUUCGAAAACAAGGCGCGGUCAUCCUUGGCAAGACGAACAUGGACGAGUUUGGAAUGGGCUCCGGUGCCACUGAUUCCACUUUUGGACCGACUAGGAAUCCGUGGAAGUACCUGGGUAAGAACGCGUUGGAUGAGUGGUAUAUUGCUGGGGGCAGUUCGGGCGGCAGUGCCGUCUCUGUGGCGGCGGGUUCUGCUUUUGCUGCUUUGGGCUCUGACACUGGUGGUUCCACGCGCAACCCAGCGUCACGGUGCGGCGUUAUCGGACUGAAACCCACGUAUGGAGCACUUUCUCGGCAUGGACUCAUCCCGCUAACUAACUCCAUGGACGUCCCCGGCAUAUUAACGAAAACAGUCGACGAUGCCGCCUUGUUGUUUAAUGUUAUGGCUGGCGUCGACGAAAACGACUCCACUUGUGUGCAUCUUCCAGAGCACGCGCGGAAUCUAGAGUUGGACGACGAGCCAUCGCUUUCCGGCGUCCGAGUUGGCGUUCCAAGGGAGUACCACUGUCCCGGCAUGGCGCCCGAAGUAGUAGAUACUUGGCGCUACGUGGCCGAUAAAUUGGAUUCUCUAGGCGCCGUUGUAUCCUCGGUGUCUUUACCGCACUCUCAGUAUUCAACAGAGUGUUAUUCGGUGCUCAACUGUUGCGAGGUGGCAUCGAACUUCGCUCGUUACGACGGUCUCGAGUACGGGCACCGCGCCGACAUCGACUCUUCAACGGAAGCCCUGUACGCAUCCUCGAGACACGAAGGAUUUAAUGAAGUCGUUCGAGGCCGAAUACUGGCUGGAAACUUUUUCCUGCUGCGCAGAAACUACGACAAGUACUUUAUGAAAGCUCUGCAAGUGCGUCGCUUGAUAUGCGAUGACUUCAAGAGGGUGUUCGAAUCUGGUGUUCAACUAAUUUUAACGCCAGUAACUCUCACCGAAGCGCCUAAGUAUUCAGGCUGGGCACUUAAGGACAACAGGGAGAGAGUUUCUGUUGAAGACUUUUGCACACAACCAGUCAACAUGGCUGGGCUUCCUGCAGUCAGCCUGCCCUGUUGCCUCUCACAUAAUGGUCUCCCACUGAGCCUGCAGCUCAUUGCUCCCAGGUUUGCAGAACGGGACCUGCUGUCUGCUGCUAAGAGACUGGAGCUAGAGCUUCAGUUUCCCCGGCUCGACUUGCACCUCCACGGAUGCAGCCAGAGUAGGAAUGCUGCAUCUGGAUCAGUUAUAUAAUUCAGUUCCUCUCCUAUGUAAUUAUAUUCAAUGAAUCUUAGAAAAAAGAUUCCAUGAGCAAUCAUGGGCCCACCAAUGAAGUUCCAAUCAUCAAUUCUUGCUUGCUAUUCUCUCCUGUAUCAUACAUUUUUUAAUGUUGUAUGGUGCACAAUAGCCGUUUGCAAAUUGAAUGUAAGGGGAUGUUUCCUCUUUUUGGCAAUUUGUGGAGCUUUACGAAAAGAUUCAAGCACACUCCAGUUACUUUAGAAAAUAUACAUGUGGAUUGGUUCACA